GAAAGCUGCGGCGUUUCCGGCCAGCUCAGCGCGUCUCUUGCGGUGUUGUCACUUUUUACGAGCUGUCACGCACGCGCUGCUGCCAGCUCACCGGAGCACUUUGAGGGCCGCGGAGGGUCAGCGGAACACCGGCGGAGAUGGUGCUGCUCACGAUGAUCGCCAGGCUGGCGGACGGACUUCCGCUGGCCGCCUCCAUGCAGGAGGACGAGCAGGGAAGUGAGAAGCUGGGUCGAGAUCUGCAGCAGUACCAGAGCCAAGCGAAGCAGCUCUUCAGGAAGCUGAACGAGCAGAGUCCGUCACGCUGCACUCUGGAGGCGGGCUCCAUGGCCUUUCACUACUGCAUCGAGAAAGGAGUGUGUUACCUGGUGCUGUGUGAAGCCAGCUUUCCUAAGAAGCUGGCCUUUGCUUACCUGGAGGACCUGCAGGCGGAGUUUCAUGAGCAGCACGGGAAGAAGGUCCCGACAGUCUCCCGGCCGUACUCCUUCAUCGAGUUUGACACCUACAUCCAGAAAACCAAGAAGUCCUACAUCGACAGCCGAGCCAGAAGGAAUCUGGGCAGCAUCAACACGGAGCUGCAGGACGUGCAACGGAUCAUGGUGGCCAACAUUGAAGAAGUCCUUCAGAGAGGAGAAGCUCUGUCUGCUUUAGACUCCAAGGCCAGCAACCUGUCCAGCCUGUCCAAGAAGUACAGGAGCGACGCCAAGUACCUGAACACCCGCUCCACCUACGCCAAGCUGGCUGCCGGGGGGGUCUUCUUCAUCAUGCUGAUUGUUUACGUGCGCUUCUGGUGGCUCUGAGCCGUGAAAGACGAGAACGAUCCCUCCAGUCCUGUGAUAGGACUUCACAAACUUAAGACCCGCCCAUUUUGACCUCACCUGACCGGAGGACAAAACCUUUUCUUUCUUUUUAAAAAAAUCAUUAAUCUGUAUUUCUCAGUUCUAGAUUGGAGAGGCGUGCACGUGUUUGUGUGCAUGUGUGGCGACUGAUUAAUGUAGCGCUUAAGGGAGGAAACGCUUGAACUAAUUUAAAUUUUGAUGACAUCACAGGUGGGCGGGGCUGAAGAGGAAUUGCAGAAAUGAUUGGAAUGGUCUUUUGUUCCUCCCCCCCCUACAUUAUGGGAUGGUGAAACUGUAAUGAGUGGGAGGGGCUUAAACCUUUUUAUUUUAGUACAGAAAGUCCAGAAAUGAUCUACAGCUGGUGGAGCAGAUCCUGAGCUAACGGUUGACUUAAACAUAAUUCCACUAAUCCAUAAAUGUGGUUUAAUCUCACGUGAAAGUUUAUCUUAGGCGAGCUGGUUCCGUUCUGCUAGAGUUUUGGGUUGAAUGUGGGCGCUGGCGGAUCUCCGGUUUCUGUCUCUGAACCGCGUUCCUGCAGUGACGGGAAAUUUCAUCUCCUCACAUCUCUAUGUUUAAGUUUGUUUUGUGUUUGAUCUCAUUUUAAAUAAAGAUCUGAGACGUUCAGCUCAGACUGAAGACAGUCAAACCCUUCAGUAAUCCUUCUGCAUCUGGAGUCCACUGGACCGCCAGCUGUCCUAUAAAGAGCAGUUCUGUGGAUGUCCUAGAGGGGGCGCCGUGCUUACCUCAGCUUUCCUUUAGCUUCAGAGUCCCAGCGUGGAACCCGCAGCGUCUCCAUAAGCUUCAAGCUUCUGAUCGGCUUGAAGAAUUUGAAAGCUCUUGAGGAAUGUUGGUCUGGAUCAGGAGACCGCUGAGAGUUCUGAUGGUUCCUCAGAACGUCUUCCUGCCACUCGCGCAGCACUUUUCACUGAGAAGGUUCUGGGGCGGGGGUCCGCUCCAGUUCAGUAAAGUUAACUUUGAAGUGGACUCCACAAUAAAAGAAUUUGCACAAA
Messenger RNA from Oryzias melastigma (Indian medaka), 1846 nucleotides. It is a transcript of the gene sec22bb, whose product is annotated as SEC22 homolog B, vesicle trafficking protein b. NCBI's taxonomy places the organism in Eukaryota, Metazoa, Chordata, Actinopteri, Beloniformes, Adrianichthyidae. Gene Ontology annotation, biological process: endoplasmic reticulum to Golgi vesicle-mediated transport; retrograde vesicle-mediated transport, Golgi to endoplasmic reticulum; vesicle fusion with Golgi apparatus. The transcript has 6 exons. Gene Ontology annotation, cellular component: endoplasmic reticulum membrane; endoplasmic reticulum-Golgi intermediate compartment; Golgi membrane. Gene Ontology annotation, molecular function: SNAP receptor activity. The record is from RefSeq and is a predicted model, not a curated record. The coding region runs from base 138 to 797 and encodes 219 amino acids.